CAUUACUUUCACCCGCAGACAGAUCAGAUGAAGUCCAACCUUUGAUCAACUGGUCGUCUGUCGCCUCCUUCACCAUGGCCGAAGGAACUAAAAAAAACGACCCCAGCUCACCUGGGAACGUUUAUUUAAUAUUUUAUAAUGUGUUUCUCAGCGCUGGGUGGUUAAUUGUGCUGGUCCAGACCGUUCAUCACUUGUUUCACGAGGGCCGUACUGGACUGUGGGGAAGUACACAUGAGGUUCUAAAGAUAUUCCAGACUCUUGCAAUAUUGGAGGUUGUCCAUUCUGCUGUAGGAUUAGUACCUUCAAGAGUUGGUGUUGUGUUCCCUCAAGUACUGUCAAGAUUAGUUGCUCUCUGGCCUAUUCUACAUACAUUCAGAGAGAGCCAGACAAGCUUUGGUUACCCUCUAUUACUGAUUGCCUGGAGUGUGACUGAGGUGGUACGUUAUGCCUUCUACUUUCUGAACAUUCUUGACCGUGUGCCACACAUCAUCACAUUUUUGAGAUAUACCAUGUUCAUCGUGCUGUACCCCAUGGGAAUAACGGGCGAACUCCUGUGCAUUUAUGCAGCUUUGCCAGUUGCUCUGAAGACUGGCAUUUAUUCAACAACCAUGCCCAACAGCAUAAACUUCACAUUUAAUUUCUACUAUACAAUGAUCAUAUUUGCCUUGAUGUAUAUACCAGUUUUCCCCAUGCUGUACUCCCACAUGUUGGCACAGCGUCGAAAGGUUCUAGGAAGUGGACACAAGAAGACAGAUUAACUGUUAAACUGCAUGUGCAUCACUCUUGUGCUGAAGUCACUUGAGAAUUGCUACUACUUUAGGCAAAAUAUUCUUCAAACCAGACUAAAAAUUUAGUCACUAUUGUAGGCUUUUUCCCUAAGUAGUAAAACAUGUUUACAGUGGAAUGCUGGUACGAACAACUAUCCUUUAAUUGCUAAAGAAAUUGCAUAAUUAUAUAUUUGUUGUAUUGAAUUGUUCUGAGUACAUAAUUAAACAGGUGUACAUUUUUUUCUAGAUCAGCUAAUAAUUAUAGCAGGGUAUGGAUAUUUUUAUGUAUGGGAGUUGAAUUGUGUAGUAUGUUAUGACCAAUGAAACAGAAAAAGUAAAACUGUCCAGAA
Molecule: messenger RNA, 1117 nt
Organism: Macrobrachium nipponense
Lineage: Eukaryota; Metazoa; Arthropoda; Malacostraca; Decapoda; Palaemonidae
Gene: Hacd1
Product: very-long-chain (3R)-3-hydroxyacyl-CoA dehydratase hpo-8-like
Exons: 6
Coding region: 75-758 (227 amino acids)
Biological process (GO): fatty acid elongation; very long-chain fatty acid biosynthetic process; sphingolipid biosynthetic process
Cellular component (GO): endoplasmic reticulum membrane
Molecular function (GO): 3-hydroxyacyl-CoA dehydratase activity
Source: RefSeq, a predicted model, not a curated record